Cheilinus undulatus (humphead wrasse) is the source of this 3416-nucleotide messenger RNA. RefSeq names its product WASP family member 3b (gene wasf3b). The transcript is spliced from 9 exons. Gene Ontology annotation, molecular function: protein kinase A regulatory subunit binding; Arp2/3 complex binding; actin binding. Bases 153 to 1625 code for a protein of 490 amino acids. Gene Ontology annotation, biological process: actin cytoskeleton organization; positive regulation of Arp2/3 complex-mediated actin nucleation. Lineage: Eukaryota; Metazoa; Chordata; Actinopteri; Labriformes; Labridae. Gene Ontology annotation, cellular component: cytoskeleton. The record is from RefSeq and is a predicted model, not a curated record.
GUCCAAGCCUCAAAGGAUUUUUCCCCGGAGUGGCCAGACGGGCUGGGGGGAUACAGGAUGGAAGAGCUAAUAGGAGUAUCUAACGGGACAUGCGGACGCGCUGAUUUCUUCUAAUAUUUCAAUUACUGCUUGUGUCGGUGUGACGCCUCGCCAUGCCGCUGGUGAAGAGGAACAUCGACCCCCGCUACCUCUGCCGGGGGGAGCUCCCAGAAGGCAUCGGCAGCGAGCUGGAAUGUGUGAUGAAUAACACACUCUCUGCCAUCAUCCGUCAGCUCAGCAGCCUGAGUAAACAUGCAGAGGACAUAUUCGGGGAGUUGUUUAAUGAGGCCAACACAUUUUAUCUGCGUGCCAACUCCCUCCAAGACCGCAUCGACCGGCUGGCCGUCAAGGUCACACAGCUGGACUCCACAGUCGAAGAAGUUUCUCUUCAAGACAUCAACAUGAGGAAAGCCUUCAAGAGCUCAACCACCCAGGACCAGCAGGUGGUGUCCAAGAGCAGCGUGCCCAACCCCGUCCGAGAGAUGUACAACCUGAGUGACAAGCCUCCGCCUCUCAACAUCCUCUCAACGUACAGGGAUGACUGCAAAGAAGCUCUUAAGUUCUACACUGAUCCCUCAUACUUCUUUGACCUGUGGAAGGAGAAAAUGCUGCAGGACACAGAGGAUAAGAGGAAAGAGAAGCGGAAGCAGAAGGAGCAGAGGCGUUGUGUUGAUGGCACGUUACAGAGAGAGGUGAAGAAGGUCCGAAAGGCGAGGAACCGUCGUCAGGAGUGGAACAUGAUGGCUCUGGAUAAAGAGCUGAGGCCAGACCAUCGACACACCAUCCACCGGGACAGAGGGGCUUCCUCUGAGGGCUCCAUGUCUCCAGAAAACAGGGGUCACGGUCAGGACCAGCACCACUACCCCAAUUCCAUGAACCAUGCUGGCCACGCCCACACCUACUCUGGCCCUCCGCCCAGCGCCCUGGCAGCUCAGAUGGCUGCAGGGCACGGCCCUCGUGGAGGAGUGGAACAUGACAACAGAGGACGGCCCAUGAUGGCCUAUCAGAGCGGGACGCUGGGACGCACUCACCACCACCAACAACAAGUCCCACUGCCUCCUCCACCCUCCGAGGCUAUGAAUGGUGGCUCCACAUCCCUUCCACCCAUGGACUACAGUAUGGAUGGUUAUGCCAACACCGGUCCUCCGCCCCCUCCCCCAGCUCCUCUCAUCCCGUCUGCUCAAACUGCCUUCGCCUCACCCCCUGGAGGUCCAAUGUCUCCUGGACCGAUGACCGGUGCUGGCUACGCCCCGCCUCCACCACCUCUAUCUGGGGCCCACGCAGCUCCGCCUCCUCCUGGUCCUCCUCCUCCUCCUCUUCCAGCCGGUGCCUCCCACCCCACUACCCACAAGAUGUCUUCCUCUGCUCCUGCUGAGUCCUCAGCGGUCAACGAUGCUCGCAGUGACCUGCUAGCUGCUAUACGAAUGGGCAUCCAGUUGAAGAAGGUGCAGGAGCAGCAGGAGCAACAGGCCAAGAGGGAGCCCGUAGGAAACGACGUGGCCACCAUCCUGUCACGACGCAUCGCCGUCGAAUACUCGGACUCUGAGGACGACUCCGAGCUGGAGGAGAACGACUGGUCGGAUUAGGAAAAGAAACACUGACAUACAAUCAGCCGAUCUCACUCUCACUUGAAAGAAUGCCCACUGUAACACACGCGAGGGUAGGCAUACACUUUUGCUGGAAACACACACUGCACCUACACACAAUCACAUGCUGUAGGUUGGUAUAAGCUGAAUGGUCCAAAACUGGAAAUCUGGGGGUGUAUUCAAGAUGCAUAAACACUGUAAAACACUAAUAAUGUGCUGUAAUGCUGCCCACUAUGAAACAUUAACACACUGUUUAAUAUAUAAAACUCAAAGCAUUGUGAAUACACCCCAGUGGAUGUUUCUCUACCUGUUCUAACACUAUAGACACCCUGUUAAGGUGCUUAUUCAUGUAUAGUCCAAGCUUGAGAGUGCUAGUGCUGAUAGAAACUUUCCUCUUGAGCUAACCGAUGUACCUGUCUCUUUUUUAAAUGUUUUUACUGGAACACUUGUAGAUCAGGAGGCGGGUUUUUAACAUGACAAUAACUGUAAUAUGUCAGAGGGGUCAUGUCAGAAGUCUUAUCGAUUAUGUAUAUGAUAACUAUGGAAGCCCUUGUCCACCACGUAAAAAAGAAAAAUAUGGAAGUCAGGAAAUCCUAUAAGAAAAAAAAAUGUGGAUAAAAUUAUGAGAUAAAGGCAAUAAGUCAUUAUGAGAUAAGAAGUCCAGAUUAUCAGAUAAAAAAUAAAUCAGUGGAUGAAAGUCAAAAUGGUGAGAUAAUUACUCAUUAUUAUGAGAUAAAAUGUUAAUUAUUAGAUAAAAAGUUAUGAGGGAGUUAGUCAUGAUUGUCAGAUUAAAGGUGAAAUUAUAAGAUUAAAAAGUCACAAUAACUUAAGUAUAAGUAAGUCUUAUUAAUGAGAAAGUAAGUCAACGUUAUGAAAAGGUUAAUCAUAAUUGUAGGCUAAGACAUCAUUAUGAGAAAGUAAUUAUAAGUUAAAAAAAAUCAAACUUGGGAGAUAAAAAGUUGAAAAUAUGAGAUUAAAAAGUCAAAACAUUGAGAAAAUUUGUCAAUUUUGGGAUAAAAAGUCAUUUAAUAAUAUAGUUAGUUAAAUUCUGGGAUUAAAAAGUCAGGAGUGAAGUAAGAUAGUUAAUUAUUUUGAGAUGAAAUAGAUAUAAAAAGUAAAAGUUAUGAAAAGUUCAGUCAAUUAAAGUAUUAAAAAGUCAUAAUUGGGAGUUGAAAUUAUGAGAUAGUCAUAACUUUGAAACCAAAAGUCAAAAUUAUGGGAUAGUGUCGCUCAUAAUUAUGACUUUUUAUCCCAUAAUAAUGGCGUUUUAUCUCAUAGUUCUGACUUUCUAAUGAUUUUACUUUUAAUCUAAUCAUUGACUUUCCCCUCAUGACUUACCAUCUGAUCAUUUUGACUCUCUAUCUCAUCAUUCUGACUUUCUAUCUCACAAUUUCAACUUUUUACCUUAUUAUGGCUUUUUAUCUCAUUAUGGAUGUUGAUCUUUUUUCAACUUUGAACUCGUAAUGUUAUCUUUUUACUUUAUUACUAUGGCUGUUUAUCUUAUUUAAACUUUUAUCUUGUGAUUUUUAUUACACAAUUAUGACGUUUUAUCUCAUAAAAAUGACCUGCUUUCUCAUCAUUUCAACUUUGUAUCUCAUUUUAUGGCUAUCAUAACUCUGACUUUUACCCUCACAGUGAUAUUUCAUCCCAUAAUGACCUCCUGUCUCAUCAUUAUGAUAUUACAUUUUUUUAAUCACCUAACAUUCAUAUUUUUUCUUUUUAAAGUGGCAGACUUGGUCUUCCAUACAGAACUGAUUGAGCCAUCUGCGUCUGCAAUCGAUCACUGCUGUG